Messenger RNA from Psylliodes chrysocephalus, 1197 nucleotides. Lineage: Eukaryota; Metazoa; Arthropoda; Insecta; Coleoptera; Chrysomelidae. The record is from the annotation of a GenBank genome assembly.
UUUCGUUCACUUCAUUUGAUGUUUACUAACUCUGGUUUUUAUUAAAAAUUGCAGAUAAGUAGGAAAUAAGCACAAAACAUGUUUAAUCAAAGUACACUAGGUGGUAGUUUUGGGGCAGCUCCUACUCCUAGUAAUGUAAACCCCAUGAAAGAUUUUGAAGUAGUAUCACCACCAGAAGAUUCCAUAAGUUCCAUGGCAUUUUCUCCUGCAACUUUACCGCAAAAUUUUUUGAUAACAGGCAGUUGGGAUAAUAAUGUAAGAUGUUGGGAGAUUGAACAAAAUGGCACUAGCAUUCCAAAAUCAAUGCAAACAUGUGGAGGUCCAGUUCUAGAUGUAGCUUGGAGCGAUGAUGGUACUAAAAUUUUUAUGGCUGGUUGUGACAAACAAGCUAAAAUGUGGGAUUUGGCCAGUAACCAAGUAGUUCAAGUAGCCAUGCAUGAUGCUCCUAUAAAAACAUGUCACUGGAUCAAGGCCCCAAAUUACUCUUGUUUGAUGACAGGCUCAUGGGAUAAAACACUUAAAUUCUGGGAUAUCCGUAGCCCUAGCCCUAUGAUGAGCAUUAAUUUACCAGAAAGGUGUUAUUGUGCUGAUGUAGAUUACCCUAUGGCUGUCGUUGGAACUGCUGGAAGACAGAUUAUUGUGUAUGGGUUGGAAGGGAAACCACAGGAAUACAAGAAGCUUGAUAGCCCUCUGAAGUAUCAACAUAGAUGUGUAGCUAUUUUCAGAGAUAAGAAAAAAUCUCCAACUGGUUAUGCCUUGGGUUCUGUGGAAGGAAGGGUAGCAAUCCAAUAUGUAAACCCUUCAAAUCCAAAAGACAACUUCACAUUUAAAUGUCAUCGUUCAAAUGGUACACCGAAUGGCUAUCAAGAUAUUUAUGCUGUAAAUGACAUUGCAUUCCAUCCUGUACAUGGAACUCUAGCUACUGUAGGUGCAGAUGGAUCUUUCAGCUUUUGGGACAAAGAUGCCAGAACAAAAUUAAAAUCCUCAGAGACAAUGGAACAGCCCAUAAGUAGGUGUGCAUUCAACCACAAUGGACAAAUAUUUGCUUAUACUGUAAGCUACGAUUGGAGUAAGGGUCAUGAGUUCUACAACACCCAAAAGAAAAAUUACAUUUUUUUGAGGCCAUGUUAUGAUGAGCUCAAACCAAGAACAUCUUCAUAAUUAUUCUUAGUUGUAUACCAUUUAUUAUAAUCAUGA